UAAAAGUUUUUUACCUACUUUUUCCGGGCUGAAACCACGAAAAAGCUUUCAAAAUACUUUUGUAACACCACCGGAACCAACUCACAAUCAACGCCAGAGAGUACAGAAAUCGCUAUCACGGAAAGAUCUCCUGCAAUUCAGAUUACGGAAAGUCUAUUAGUCGUUCUUUAAAAUGAUAGAAAAAGGCGAUUCUGUGUACCGGGUGAAUGUGCAAACAACCAAAACUCUCGAGGAGCUCCGGGCGCUGAAUGCACGGAACGAUAGGCUGCUAGCUGAUUUCGGUGUCGAUGUGUUCACGUUAAAAGAUACGGUACAGGAGCUUCUGGAGCAGUUUUCUCAGAUACGCCAGCAUACCGGAUUGGGAGUUGAACGACCCGAACUGUCCUUUUUGGACGAGUUCCUGCAGCAGCGCGAGGCCAAACGGCUAGAGGCGAAACUGCAUUCCAUGGAAUUGAAAUCCGAAAUCGAAGCUCUACAGAACGCAGUUGACUGUGUCGAGAAAGAAACAAAACAGCUGGAAUGCUUCCUAGAGGAAAGCGAAUCGCUUGUCACGACCGGAGAUCAGUACGAAAAGAGGCAUGCAUUGCUGGAAAAGAGCAUCGAGCAAAUCAAGGGCCGUCAGAAACACCUCACGAACCUCACGAACGAGAUCGAUCUGGAUGAACUGAUCGCCAAUGUGCGUCUGCUGGAGGAGGAAACUGCUUCGCGCCGGAAUGAGAACUGAACUGGGUUUGUUGAGCGAGGAUUAGGGGACUUCGGGGUAACAGAGACCAAACAAAUAACGAUUCAUGCUAUUGCGCUGGCAUUUCUCCUGGGAAUCACCGACAAGAUCAGAGAGCCACAUAAACAUGGUCAGAUGCUGGGGUUGUUGUCGAGAGAUUGGCAACGUCAGCACAUAAUGUGUCGCGGUCCUGGUUUAUGUUUCAAGGGGAUUUUUUAACGCAACUACCUGGUGCAGCUACCGGGAUCUUUCACAGGAAAUCUAAAACCACCAUCAGGUGAUUCAUGCAAAAGGUAUUGAAAGAAUGUCUUUUCGGUACGUCGAUUGCCUGGCUGUUGUUUUGGAAACGUGUAUUUUAAAGGGAUAACGGGGAAAAACACAUUCGUUCACCGUUCCCUUCGUGCCUGUGAAAUGAUUAAAUAAGUAAAAUACGUUCAAACAUAACUUGUAUACAUUACUAGCAUUUAUAUCAAGGUCGCUCUUAACCAAGCCUUGACAAACAUUCGAUUACACUUUGAUUCAACAGUUUAGUAGGAUUAAAGGGAUACGAAUUGCUAUAUACUUAAAUAAACUGAAACCAAUUACAAAUGCAAGGCCAAUGUGCACAACGCACGUAAAAUGUUAUGAAAAAUAGUAUAAUUUUCUUUAUUAUCGAAUUGAUGUAUUCUGGACAGUACAGUAGCAGGUAUGAAAGAGUUUUCUUUUUCAACAUGUUCAGAACGAAUAAUCUUUUUUUGGUUUAAAGUCUCAAAAAAGAAAAUA
Messenger RNA from Anopheles darlingi, 1483 nucleotides. RefSeq lists its product as uncharacterized. The transcript has 5 exons. The coding region runs from base 173 to 724 and encodes 183 amino acids. NCBI's taxonomy places the organism in Eukaryota, Metazoa, Arthropoda, Insecta, Diptera, Culicidae. The record is from RefSeq and is a predicted model, not a curated record.